This is a messenger RNA of Girardinichthys multiradiatus, 1579 nucleotides long. RefSeq names its product ring finger protein 122 (gene rnf122). The record is from RefSeq and is a predicted model, not a curated record. Bases 554 to 949 code for a protein of 131 amino acids. The transcript has 7 exons. Lineage: Eukaryota; Metazoa; Chordata; Actinopteri; Cyprinodontiformes; Goodeidae.
GGGGCGGGAGCAGAAGAGCAGGGCCAGUGCUAUAGUUUCCCCUCUCACACAGAUGCUGCCGCCGCCGCGGGGUCACUGCCAUGCCGUCUAUUAAUAAAAGACGAGUCACAGCAGCGAGGUUGAAGUGAAGAAAUAAGAAAAACACACAUCACCGUUUCUGCUUAUUUGACUCUGCAGAGAUGAUCCAUCGUGCAAGUAAAUUGUGACACAACAAAGCUACGGGAUCUGAUAAAAAAAAAAAAAAAAAGAAACGCCUGUUUUCCACCUUUUUAUCCGCCAGUGAGGACCGCUUUUCAGGUGCUAUUGUCUGGCUCACCUUUCACCCAGCUGGUCCGCUGCCUUCUCCUUCCUUUUGAAAGCUUUUAUUCGCACAGGCGUCUGCGGCUUGUUGGUAAACACGAACCCGGCGGCGAGGACUCCCUCUGGUGCAUUGAUGCACCCCUUUCAGUGGUGUAACGAUGUUCCGUGUGAGGCACAAAGAUCGAUUGAGCGACGGAAAAAAUGAGGGUGCUUCUGUGGUCUGGGACUGGUUUACUCGAACAAGUCGUGCACCAUGCCGCCCAUCACCUUCCAGGACCUGCCCCUUAACAUCUACAUGAUCAUCUUUGGGACAGGCAUCUUCGUUUUCAUCUUGAGCCUCAUCUUCUGCUGCUAUUUCAUCAGCAAACUGCGACACCAAGCACAAAGUGAACGCUUUGGAUACAGAGAGGUGGUGUUAAAAGGAGAUCCAAAAAAAUUAAAUCUUCAUGGGCAGACGUGCGCCGUGUGUCUGGAGGACUUUAAAGUGAAAGACGAGCUGGGGGUGUUACCAUGCCAACAUGCUUUCCACAGGAAGUGUCUUGUGAAAUGGCUGGAGGUUCGCUGUGUGUGCCCCAUGUGCAACAAACCCAUAGCGGGCCCCCCCGAGCAGCAUCACAGCAUUGGGACUCUGCUUGAUGAACUGGUAUAGCCUCUGAACCCCUACCAGCCCGGGGUGGGAGGCCAAUGCUCAGCCACAUCAUGACCAGCGGGAGCAGGGACACGCCGUCGAAACAAAGCAAAGCACCAACACGGUAACCUAGAUACCACCUGGAGAAUAGCCUCUGAAGGUUGCUGCGAGAUUAUCUUCUGCCACCCACACAUCCCUCCAGCACUCUUCUUUCAGCAUCCCUCCCUGCACCUGUUCCUUUACAUCCUCCCCUGCUGCCUGGAAUGUGGUUAACGGCAUCACUGAGGUGGAGAAGGCAGCUGUUCCACUGUCGCGUGGACAAAAAUUAGCGUUGACAGGAUGAAGAACACGGCCUCAGCGAGGAGUUGGUGUUCCAGCCUUGAACGUCACGGUGGGCACAGGCAUGAAAUUAGAUCCGUACCCGCUGAAACCUGUGUGCAAAAACAACACCAGCAGACAACACCUUUCAGAUUAACAUCUGAGGGGGAAUAAAAGCCACAUGCAGACAAAAAAGAAACCCAAUUUUCUGCUCAUUGUCUCUGUUAGAGGUUUGUUUGUAAAUUUGUAAAAAAAAAAGAAAGACUGAUAGAAAAGGAGCAAGAGCUUAAACGUUUUUUAGACACUAAAUUAAUUAAAGGUGUAUAAAAUUGA